GGGCAAGAGUGCAGAAAGCAAUAUGUAUAUAAACCACGUAAAUCAAGUUGCCGCCGGCGCGCUUUGGUCUACCAAGUUUAGGGCACUUGCUAACGGUCAACUCGCGCUUCACUUCAACGCCGCCGCCACCUGUUCCCUGUCCGCCGCUCAAUUCCGUCAGCUGAAUUUCCUCCUGCAUUUUCAUAUCUCACAAGAAACUAAGCUAUUUCUCCUUUUUGCGAGUAGCAUUAUAUUGCUGCACACUGAAGAACAAGGAAGCUGGUGCUUUAAUGGCUCUUAAGUUUGAGGUACUUGGAAGGUUUAAUCGUGCCCGUGCAGCUCAACUCACUCUCCCUCACUAUCUGUGCCAGACACCUUUGUUUAUGCCAGUGGGUACCCAAGGAACUAUAAAAGGUUUAACGAAGAAUCAGCUGGAGGAAAUUGGUUGUCAAAUUAUACUUGGGAACACAUAUCAUCUAGCUUUACGUCCGACUUCUGAGCUCAUUGAUGAGUUGGGCGGUCUCCACAAAUUCAUGAACUGGCCAAGGGCACUGCUUACAGACUCUGGUGGUUUCCAAAUGGUAUCCUUAUUGCAUUUGGCUGACAUUACAGAAAAGGGUGUCACAUUUCAGUCACCUGUCGAUGGGAAACCGAUGCUUCUUACACCCGAAGAAUCAAUACAAAUUCAAAACAGAAUUGGAGCAGAUAUUAUCAUGGCCCUCGAUGAUGUUGUGCGAACCACUAUCACAGGGCCUCGAAUUGAAGAAGCAAUGUACCGCACUCUUCGUUGGAUAGACAGGUGCAUAGCAGCUCACAAGAGGCCAAAUGAACAAAAUUUAUUUGGGAUAGUUCAGGGUGGUUUAGAUCCAGUAUUAAGGGAUAUAUGUGUCAGAGGUUUGGUUGAACGUAAUCUGCCUGGCUAUGCUAUUGGUGGUCUUGCAGGCGGUGAAGAUAAAGAUUCAUUUUGGCGUGUUGUUGCUCAAUGUACUGCUGCAUUGCCUGAGGAUAAGCCACGAUAUGUCAUGGGUGUUGGUUACCCUCUAGAUAUUGUUGUUUGUAGUGCUUUAGGUGCUGACAUGUAUGAUUGCGUGUAUCCCACUCGUACAGCUCGCUUUGGCACAGCUCUUGUUCCAGAGGGAGUUUUGAAACUGAAACACCAGGCAAUGGCUAAUGAUAUACGUCCUAUUGAUCCCAUGUGCGAGUGUAUGGUCUGUAAAAAUUACACAAGGGCUUACAUUCAUUGCCUAGUAACAAAAGAUGCUAUGGGAUCUCAACUUCUUUCAUAUCACAAUUUAUAUUACAUGAUGAAGCUUAGCAGAGAUCUACACUCAUCAAUUGUUGAAGGACGGUUUCCAGAGUUUGUUUGCAAGUUUCUGCAGACAAUGUUCCCAAAAGGUGAUGUGCCUGAAUGGGUUUGCAAUGCCAUGGAGGUUGCAGGAAUCGACAUUUCUUCAUGUUGUCGUGAGAUGAGGUUUGAUGUUGAUAAAAGCUCAACAUUGUAGGAGUACAUAUUCUACAGUUCAAGCAAAUAUAGCUGUUAAGACACAUGCAAGUGAUUAUACGGUAGUUGAUGCUGGAAAAAGCUCAAAAAUUUUGGUAUUGACUUUUCAUUGAGCACCUAACCGAUACAGAUGUUAGAUACAUGCUCGUGACAGUACGGUGGAAACAAAUUUCUGGCCAAUACGCUCCUGCACUGUGAUGUACUGCUGAAUGCAAGAGCAUCUGUCUCUGAUUGAUCUGAGCAGACAAAUGGUGGAUGGUAUAUACUCCCUUGGAGCAAAUGAAUUGAUAAAUUUUGAUCCUCAA
Coffea eugenioides is the source of this 1785-nucleotide messenger RNA. RefSeq names its product queuine tRNA-ribosyltransferase catalytic subunit 1-like. Bases 270 to 1481 code for a protein of 403 amino acids. Lineage: Eukaryota; Viridiplantae; Streptophyta; Magnoliopsida; Gentianales; Rubiaceae. Gene Ontology annotation, cellular component: cytosol. The record is from RefSeq and is a predicted model, not a curated record. The transcript has 16 exons. Gene Ontology annotation, molecular function: tRNA-guanosine(34) queuine transglycosylase activity.